UUAAUAAAAAGUGAGAAUCACAACACAAAGAAAGGCGAAAUGAAAAAGAAAUAAGCUUUUGUUUCGUCCCGUUAAAAGCUGUUUUUGAUGGCUGUGCACUCUCUAACCCAACUUCCUGCCUUGCUCGUGGGCAUGGCUUUCCGAGUUUCAACGUUCUUCGCGAUACCACUCUGUUUCUCUCCUUCACGUUCUCUCUCUGUUACUGUACUGUUUUUCUUUCUUAAUUUAUUAAAUCCAAAACAAUUUUUGAGGUAGUAGCUCUCUGACAUGCACUACCCACCACCACCUCCAUCACUAUCCUCCAGGCCACAGAAUAUAAAAUAAAUUAAACUUUUAGGCUUUUUAGCCAUUUAAGAUUAGGAUUAAGAAUUAUGAUUCAUAUUAGCUGUGCAUUUCCAUGUUACAUUCCAUUAAUUAAUCAAAUCUCCUCUGUCUCACAACCUGUCACAGUUGAACAAGUGGGGGGCUCUUCUUCAUCCAUAUUUAGUCUUUAUUUACCUCACAUUUUCUGGCUUCUUCUGAUGUUUUUGUUUUUCUAGUGGUGUCGCUGUAAGUGUAAAUGCAGCUUCGUUUAAGUACAUUAUCAUUUUUUGAUGGGGAAGAAAGGAGGUAGCUCUUGGUUGACUGCUGUGAAAAGGGCUUUUAGAUCUCCUACUAAAGAGAUUGACAAAAGGGUUAGCAGAAGAAGGGAGGACCAUGACCAAGAAGAAGAUGAAGAAAAGAAGAGAGAGAAGAGAAGAUGGAUAUUUAGGAAACCGACGAAUCAAGAAGCGGUGACUCCACCCAAGACAGCAACUGAUAAGGCUUACAGUAGUGGUGGUAGCGCGGCACCGACAGACCAUGUGUCGACGGCGGCAGCUGAGCACAAACAUGCCAUUGCAGUAGCCAUUGCCCAGGCACCGGCACAAGUUGCUCGGCUCACUAGGUCUUCUUAUCAUGCCAGAGAAAACUAUGCUGCCAUUGUUAUUCAAACCGCUUUCAGGGGAUAUCUAGCAAGAAGAGCACUUCGUGCACUUAAAGGACUUGUAAAGUUGCAAGCUUUAGUAAGAGGACAUAAUGUAAGAAAGCAAGCUAAGAUGACCUUGCGAUGCAUGCAAGCCCUAGUUCGAGUACAGGCUCGAGUGCUAGAUCAACGCGUAAGGCUUUCACAUGAAGGCAGCAGGAAAUCCACAUUUAGCGACACCAAUAGCGUAAUUGAGUCACGAUAUCUUCAAGAUAUUUCAGAUAGAAAAUCAAUGUCAAGAGAAGGAAGUAGCAUUGCAGAUGAUUGGGAUGAAAGACCGCAUACAAUUGAGGAAGUUAAGGCAAUGUUGCAACACAGGAAAGAGGCUGCAAUGAAGCGUGAAAAGACCUUAUCUCAUGCUUUCUCUCAACAGAUAUGGACGACUCGUAGAAGCCCAUCAAUAGGAACUGAAGAUGAGCUCCAAGAAAGACCGCAAUGGCUUGACCGCUGGACACCUGCAAAACCAUGGGAUAGCAGCAGAGCAAGAGCUUCAACAGAUCAAAGAGAACCCAUUAAAACUGUAGAAAUUGACACUUCACAGCCUUACUCAUAUUUAGCGACAAAUUUUAGAAGAACCAACCACCCCCAAUAUAACCAACACCACCACCACCACCAACCAAGGCCUAAUUCUCCUCUUCACAGAGCCCAUCAAACAGCAACUCUCCACCUCCACUCUCCCAUUACACCUUCUCCAUCAAAAACCAGGCCUGUGCAAGUCAGGUCAGCGAGCCCGCGUUGUGGAAGAGAAGAUAGAAGCUAUAAUCCCUCCCAAACGCCAAGCCUAAGAUCUAAUUACUACUACACUGGCAAUUUGCAUCAACAUGGAAGAAAUGGAGCAAGUGGUAGUAAUGCUGGUAAUUCAAAUUUGCCUAAUUACAUGGCUGCAACAGAGUCUGCUAAGGCUAGAGUUAGAUCCCAAAGUGCACCAAGGCAAAGGCCAUCAACUCCAGAAAGAGACAGAGUUGGGUCAGCAAAAAAACGGCUUUCUUUUCCUGCUCCAGAUCCAUAUAGCGCAGGGAUUGGCUAUGGCGGUGGUUUUGGUCAUGGGUUAAGGAGUCCAAGUUUUAAGAGUGUUAGUGCCGUACAAUUUGGUGGUUUAGAACAACAGUCUAACUAUUCUUGCUGUACGGAAAGUCUUGGAGGUGAGGUUUCACCUUCUUCAACCAGUGACCUUAGGAGGUGGUUGAGGUGAUAUAAUAACUCCACAAUGUGAUUCAUGAAAUUUUAAUUUUUCUCAAUUUAAUUCGUGACUGUGACUUUACAAAUGGUUGUUAGUUUGUAACGUUGAAACAGAGUAUUCAUUAAUUGUGCUUCCUUUUUCUUUUACCAUAUUGUUCUCAAUAUAUUCAUUUGAACUUGUAAUCUU
Molecule: messenger RNA, 2369 nt
Organism: Jatropha curcas
Lineage: Eukaryota; Viridiplantae; Streptophyta; Magnoliopsida; Malpighiales; Euphorbiaceae
Gene: IQD17
Product: IQ-domain 17
Molecular function (GO): protein binding
Source: RefSeq, a predicted model, not a curated record